This is a messenger RNA of Agrilus planipennis (emerald ash borer), 555 nucleotides long. RefSeq lists its product as uncharacterized. The transcript is spliced from 3 exons. Gene Ontology annotation, molecular function: aspartic-type endopeptidase activity. Gene Ontology annotation, biological process: proteolysis. The record is from RefSeq and is a predicted model, not a curated record. Lineage: Eukaryota; Metazoa; Arthropoda; Insecta; Coleoptera; Buprestidae. Bases 1 to 555 code for a protein of 184 amino acids.
AUGGCGGAUAUGGACCCGCACCACGUCGGUUGUGCUGAUGCCGGGAAGGGAGGGUUCGAUGCUGUCUUCGACGUCGGGUAUCCUCUCCCUAGAGUUGAAGAUAUUCUAGAAAAUUUAGGUAUGUGCACCUACUUCAGUACACUUGAUUUGGCUCAAGGUUUCCACCAAAUCGAAAUGGACCCUAAAUUUUUGGAGAAGACUGCAUUCACUGUCGAGAAUGGUCAUUACGAGUACGUUAGGAUACCAUUUGGUCUGAAAAACGCACCAGCCACCUUCCAGCGUAUGAUGGACCAUUGCAAUGACUACGGUCAUAUAGCGUCGAAGUGUCAAGGAACAGCAUCGAACAGCAAAUCAAAGGAAACCAACAGCAUUACACAAGCAGCUAAGAAGAAACUCGUCAAAGAAAUUGUAGUUAAGGACAAUAAGCUUACAGCCCUAAUAAUAGACACUGGAAGCGAUUUGACUCUUAUGCGGACAGAUGAGUAUGUAAAAAUAGGUUCACCCACAUUAUCGCGAAAUAAUAUUAAGUUUGAUGGUAUAGGGUUGUUAGAAUAA